AUGUCACCCGAUCUGAACUCUCUUGACUCUAAUGGUAAAUGGGACUACUCUACCCCAGGUUCAGGGGGGUAUUCCAUCCCUGACAUAUCUUACAAUGUAAGACUGUUUACAUGUCUCCGAGAUCCAUCAACCCGCCAUAUCAAAGUCCUCACAGUUGGCGCCGGCUUCUCGGGCAUCUUGAUGGCGUACCAGAUCCAGAAGUACUGCGAGAAUGUGGAGCAUGUCAUAUAUGAGAAGAACGCUGACCUAGGAGGCACGUGGUUGGAGAACAGGUAUCCGGGAUGUGCCUGCGACAUCCCAUCGCACGCCUACACUUACAGCUUUGCUCUAAAUCCCGACUGGCCACGAUUCUUCUCCUAUGCUCAAGAUAUCCAGAAGUAUCUCCGCAAAGUGGUCGACACUUUUGACCUCCGCAGGUACAUGACUUUCAACACCGAAGUUGUCCGAUCGGAAUGGCAAGACGAUACCGGGAAAUGGAAAGUGACGCUUCGGAAAAAAGACCCGGGAUCUAGCGAAACAAAGGAGUUUGUUGAAGAGUGCGAUUUGUUUCUCUACGCGACAGGUAUCUUAAAUAACUUCAAAUGGCCGAAGAUCCCUGGAUUAGACAAGUUCAAGGGCCGAGUCAUACACACCGCAUACUGGCCAGAGGAAUAUCAGAAAGAGCAGUGGAAGAAUGAUCGUGUUGCAGUGAUUGGAUCCGGGGCGUCUUCUAUUCAAACUGUACCGACCAUGCAGCCUCAUGUCAAGCACAUAGACGUCUUCGUUCGAACUGGAGUUUGGUUCGUACAGAUUGCGAACAAUUACGGCCAGAACAAAGAAUACACUGAUGAGGAGAAAGACGCUUUCCGAAGGGAUCCCAAGCAACUAGUUGCCCAUGCAAAAGAUAUCGAGAAUCAGGUGAAUGGGUUGUGGAGUUUGUUCUAUGCAGGCUCGGACGCACAGAAGGGCGCUCAGGAGAUGUUCAAGGCGCGGAUGGCCGAGUUCAUCAAGGACAGGCGUUUGUUGGAAGGGUUCACACCGAAAUGGGAGGUUGGAUGCCGCCGUGUUACACCAGGAGAUCCAUACAUGGAAGCCAUUCAAAAAGAGAACGUUGACGUGCACUUCACUGCUGUAGGCGCUAUCACCGAAGAUGGAGUGGUGGGAGAAGAUGGCGAAGAAAGGAAGGUCGAUACUAUCGUCUGCGCUACAGGCUUCGACGUCACAUACCGCCCUCGAUUCCCUGUCAUUGGCAAGAACGGUGUGGACCUGUAUGAAAAGUGGAAGGAAGCGCCAGAGAGCUAUCUAGGCCUUGGCUGCCCCGAUAUCCCUAACUGGUUGAUGUUUAUUGGGCCAACUUGGCCAGUAGAAAACGGCAGUGUAACUGGACCACUUCUUAGCGUCUCCGAAUACGCAAUCCAGCUCAUCAAGAAGAUGCAACGCGACCACAUCAAGAGCUGGGUUCCGCGUCAAGAUAUUACAGACUCGUUCAACGAGCAUGCGCAGGAGUGGAUUAAGCAUACCGUCUGGAAAGAUUCGUGUAGAAGUUGGUAUAGAAAUAACGACACCGGGCGUGUGAACGCUGUCUGGCCAGGCUCCUCCCUCCAAUACAUCGAACUCAUUGAAACCCCACGCUACGAAGAUUUCGACAUCCAAUACCUACAUAAAAACCCUUGGGCACACUUAGGCAUGGGGUACUCCAAGCUAAACCUUGUCCCAGGCUCUGACCUCUCGCCAUAUCUGCAAGUUCAGAAUAUUGACCCGAAGUGGUUGAAGGCGAUUGGGUAUGAGGGUCCAACUAAGGAGGUGGAGGAUGAAAGGGAAAAGAAGGAGAAGGUGGUUACGAGUGGAGAGGUAAGGGGCUCUUGAAGUUGUUGUGAGGGCAGGAUGGAAUGCUGAGGUGUGGGUGUAGAGAAUUAGCUGCUUGUGAAUGCUGCGAAGGAG
Molecule: messenger RNA, 1920 nt
Organism: Lindgomyces ingoldianus
Lineage: Eukaryota; Fungi; Ascomycota; Dothideomycetes; Pleosporales; Lindgomycetaceae
Product: FAD/NAD(P)-binding domain-containing protein
Exons: 6
Coding region: 1-1845 (614 amino acids)
Molecular function (GO): flavin adenine dinucleotide binding; N,N-dimethylaniline monooxygenase activity; NADP binding
Source: RefSeq, a predicted model, not a curated record